Molecule: messenger RNA, 1794 nt
Organism: Coregonus sp. 'balchen'
Lineage: Eukaryota; Metazoa; Chordata; Actinopteri; Salmoniformes; Salmonidae
Source: the annotation of a GenBank genome assembly
AUGAAGGCUCUGUUUGUAGGCGAGGCAGACAUCCGGGAGCAUAGGGUGACCUUUGACGAACUAGUCAAGUUCAUCUCCAAGAAUUCCACACUUGCUACUUGCCCAGAGGUGUUGGAGUUCUUAGGUAAGGUACCACAAUGCACUACAAGUCUUUUCCAUACAGGUUUGAGAAAUGUUGACUUUUCCAUACAGUUUUGAGAAAUGUUGAUGUGUAAUUAAUAGCUCUUUACAACUAAAUAUGCCACCAUGCACUGUUGGCCGGUAAAUAACUUGUUUGAUUUGCUUGUAUCUGACCAAAACUUGCACUUGCUAACUCAUUCACCUACAUUAAUACCACCCCUGCCAUCUCAAAACGUUCAACUUUGGGGAUUACUACUAUUACGACUGCACUGCACCAAACUACCAAAACACUUGCAUUUGAUUGAAAUGAUUCUUUGAACAAUGAGGUUACUGUAUACCAAGGUGCUCAGGGGUUCAAAUUCAAGAUGCAUGUCAGUGCAUCUGCCUUGCUAGUUAUUAUUGAAAGUUAUGAAUUAUGAACCAACAGAAAAAAUGUACAGUAUUUCCCUUUAAUGUAGAAGUUGCUUUAUUUAAUCAAGAAUAUAAUAUCAUAAAGAAUGUUUGGCUCACAGUUAAUAUUUUUACAGGAGCAAAGUCCACAGUAGCAGAUUUGAAAAUCAGGAAAGUUGCAGAUUGGAAGGACCAGGAUAAAUAAGAAGGUUUUAAUUUAUUUGAAAGGGAUGAGACCCCUGCUGCUGAUGCCAGAGUAAUUAAACAUGUUCCACCAGUGAAGUCUAGUGAAGAAGAGGAAGAAGAUGAUGAUGAGUACCUUGGACCUCUAGGCAAUGUAAAGUAAGAGCCUUUUUGAGGUUGUGUUCAUCUUAGAUGUUUUUCUCAAUGGGUUUGGCGUCUUCUCAUAUAUCUAUAUUCUGGAUCAACCGUAUGAAGAGAAAAGAUCAUUCCAGGCUGUAAGGCAACAAAAUGUGAAAAUUGAGAUACUUUCUACGGGCACUGUUUGAUAUUUAAUGCUAUCGGUCACCCUUUCCCCCAGAUGCACGAGGGAGAAGAAAAAAACACCUCUACAGGCUAAAGUGGCUACCCAACCGAAGUUUUCUCUGUUUGAUGAGGAUAUAGACGAAUUGUUUCAACCUGCAGCUAAAGACAGUAUGAAUAUUUAAAUAUAGAUUGUGUGUUCCUUUUAUUGCCUCCAUAGGAACUGUCAUAACAAUGUCAGAAGAUGUCUACAAACAGUCUCAUUGGCAGAGAUUCCAGACUGAUAUAUAUCAGAUCUGGUCCCAAGCAAGCCUGCCUAUUGUCCAACAGAAGUUCAACUUAUAUCUUCAUAUAUCUUUAUUGUGCUAACAGGCAUGAACAGCUGUUUAAGGAUCCAGACUUGGCAGGAAAAGUGAAGUUGGGGGACCCUUUACUACUUCCAACAGCAUACAAGGAUGUGGCAUCUGCAGAUUCAGGACUGGAUGAGGAUGCAGAUGAACUUUUCAGGUAUACAGUAUUUUUUUUAUAUUUGCGAGACAAAGAUAAGUGUUUAUGACAACAUUUUAUUAGCCUUUGAACGUUGUCCUUGUUUCCCUUUUCAGAAUAGAAGACAACUUUGACAAGCUCCUCCAGGUCAAGAAAAGUGUCAAGGCAAAGCCAGUUCCUGCCCCCAAACCGGCCUCGAAGCCAAAGCCAGCAUUGCCUGUGAAGCCCUCCUCUCUAGCCUCAGGUGAUGGGGGCUCGGUUGUAGAUGAGGUGAAGUAUCAAAUGGACAUCCUCAAGUAUAUCCAACAAAAUUAG